AUGGAUUCUAGCUUUUUAGUGUCUGGUUUUUGUUGUUGUCGGUGGCUUUGCAAUUGUUCUGUUCCUUCCAUUUUCAAGCUAGAUCUGAUCUCCGUGAGGUUUCAUUUUGUUGAACCAACGACUGGGAUGAUAAGAGCUUCAAGGAGGUCUUAUGUUAAUAACUGCGAACGAGCGUUUGCCUUGGGAAUAAGAUUGGUGAGGAUGGAUUCAGCUAUAGACGCCAGUACUCCACUCGAUUACAUAGAGUUUCAAAUUUUUCCGUCCCAAAACAGGUAUGAGGCAUGGGUAUGCUAUGGAACCAAUAUAGAGAAAGUGUCAUCUGGACUUUUGGAGCAUCUUUUGCUGCAUUCGGCUGAAAUAAAAGCUUUGCACUCUAAAGGAUCCAAUGCCAAGUAUAAACUCUCUGCGUCAGAGAAUUCAAAUGACAUCAAAUGGUUUAAAAGAUCCACAUUAAUAAGAUUUUUACAUAUAGUUGGGUCUGAAAACAUCUUGGAUGUUACCAAUUCUUUAAAAAUGGAGAUAUUUCAGCUGGAGGAAACUCGGAAUCUGUACACGAAGGAUAGUAAAUAUCUGCUCCAGAGUAGCCAAUCCGGUCAGUUUCACCAAUUCUGUGUCUUGACAAUCCUAUUGUUGAGGAAUGAGUUGCUGCAGGCCAUGGACCUAAGGCUUACUGCCCUAAGAGGAAAAUUGUUAUCUGCUUUUGACCAAGCUUCUGCUUCACAAUACUCUUUGGAUGAGAUGACCGAAAUACAGAAGCUCUCUCUACUUUUUGGUGCAAACAACUUGAGUGAUUCAUUGUGCAAGUACAUAGAACUCAGACGAGGUACAAGCAGUAAACAUUUAUCAGAGCGCGACAAAGUUGGACCACAAGAAUUGAAUAGUCAAACCAACAAACCUUCAUCUACUGAGACUCCCGUUAAAUAUGCUGCCUCCCCAGCAAAAGCCGCACAAGCUGAGCGGCAAAGCUCUACAGAAAGCGAAGAUGAAUCUUCUUUCUCAAGUGACCAAGACCAACAAACAUUCGUAGAGAGAAGUCGGGCUCUAAUACGAUCUGCUUCGCCCCGGAGGUCGGCAUCCCCUAUGCGGAGGGUACAAAUCGGGCGGUCAGGGGCCCGACGUCCUACCGCCAUUACUAUUAAGAGUCUCAACUAUAUUCCCCCUAGAGAAAGAUCAUUUUUCACUAGAGACGAAGAUCAUAGUGGUGAAGAGGAAUCCGAGCAAGUGCCUAAAAAGUCUGAGAGCAACAUUACGAGGAUGAGCGUGCAGGACGCGAUUAAUCUGUUUGAAAGCAAACAGAGGGACCAAAGAGGAGAUGUCCAGAAGGCGAAAUCACUUCUGAAUGCGAAUAAAUCUGUACUAAGGAGAUGGAGCAGUGGAAUGGGGGAAGAUCCUUCUCGGAGUUCUGAAGAUACUUCACUUGAAGGUAUUGAGGUUCAGAAUAAUGUCCAGAACAACGAAGCUAGGUCAAGUUCCCCUGAUUUUGAAUCUGUUAAUCCAGUUGAGACUUGUGAAGAUGGUCCACUGGAAAACGGGGCGUGUAGUCCGGAGCUCAAGCAAGAGGAGACUCACGAGACUGAAGUGCAAACUGAAGUUAAUGAAAAAUCAAAUGCCUCGGCCGAGUGGAGCCGCCAGAAGGAAGCUGAACUAAACGAGCUCUUUAUGAAGAUGAUGGAAACCAAGCCUGUAAAAAGCCGGGGUGAUGUGGCUGAUGGCAGCAAGAGACAGAGCUUGCCUUCCGAACAAAGAGGUGGUUAUUACGGUCUCUACAACGAGAAAAGGGAGGAGAAACUUAGAGAACAAACUGCUAAGAAGAAAGCAGAGAAGGGAAAGCAACCUAGAUCAACUCAAAAAACUCUCGAUGUGAAAAAAUCAAAACUGACUCCUACAAGCACAGCCGAAGAAAAUAAAAAGGGGAAUGUGAAGAAAAUCCAGAAUCCAGUAAAGAGUAGUGUGUCUCAACCUGCAAAUUUAAAGACAGAAAAGAGCCCGAGGCCCGGCAUUGUUAAGAAAGGCUUGUCAAAAGCAUCAUCCUCCUUGCCUUCCACUCGUAAAUCAUGGCCGUCGAUCCCAUCAGCUAGAGCAACAGGCCUGUCACCGGUUAAAACCCCACCCUCAACGUCUACAAAUCCUACUCCAACUCGUAGAAGAUCACAGCCGACACCACCACCACCAGUUUCUCAGUCAAGCUCGAGAGUAGAGACAUCUCAGGCACGAGCAAAAUCUACUAAAUCGAGUCACAAUGAUAGCAAGAAAGUCCAGAAAACUGAUCCCGAGAAAAAGCAGCUGUCUUUAACUAAGCCGAGAAAAACUGCAAAAAGCAAAGUAGUUGAAGCCACCCCUCCUAAAGAUCUUACUCCCUCUACAAAACCCAGCUUGUACAGCAAGGUCACCAAGAAAAGCAGUGUUGUUCCACUCGAAUCAAAGCCAUUUCUUCGCAAAAGUUCUAAAACAACUACAUCCGGAACUAAUCCCGUCCUCAGGAAAAAGCUGUCUCAUCCUCAAGAACUUUCGAGAAAACCCGAAGAUCCGACCCCGCCUGAAGAAGAUGCUCCAUCUCUCAACUCUUCUGAUCCAGCGACUCCUCAUGAAGAAGAAGUAAUUGAAGGGCCAAAUAUUGAAACUGUUACAGGACCUGGACCCACCACACCUAGAAGCCUCGACAAGUGUGAAGAUGGAGGCUUUAGACAAGUUAGCUCCACCACUGAUUUUUCCAUUGAACGGUUGGUUGAGCCCGAGCUAAAAUCUGAGGCUGAAGAUGAAUUGACCAUCUCUCCCAGUGCUUGGGUGGAAAUGGAGGAAAAUGAAGAUCACUCAGUAACCCCUAUUGACCAUGAUAUUGGACGAGUAGUGGAUGCACAAGCUGAUAUAACCCCAGCUAAAGUGCCAAGUCCUCGAGUUCGUCACUCUCUCUCCCAGAUGCUUCUAGAAGAGAGCAGCGAACCCGAUUUUGUUGACUGGGGGAAUGCAGAGAAUCCACCAGCCAUGGCCUACCAGAAAGAUGCGCCCAAGGGAUUAAAGAGGCUGUUAAAAUUUGCUCGGAAGAGUAAAAAUGAGGCGAAUGCAACUGGUUGGUCGAGCCCGUCUUUGAUUUCUGAAGGGGAGGAUGAUGCUGAUGAUUCCAGACUAACGAGUAAGAGAACUGCUGAGAAUCUACUGAGGAAAGCGACCCAUCAGUCGAUGAACAACUGUCACCAGAAGAGUUCCGCUGAUUAUGAUAACUCUGCUCAUCCAAAUAUUAGCAAACUCAAUGAUCAGAGCUUAGCUCAUCAUUUUCAGCAAGGCCAAGUUUCAGCUUCCGUGACCACGACCAAAGCAACACGGUCGUCGUUCUUCUCCCUUUCAGCAUUUAAAGGCAGCAAGUAGGAGGUGGAGCUUAUGAUAUGAAAGAUCAGUCUUACAUCAGACCUGGAAAUAGUGUAUUUUGUUUGAAGCUAAUUUUCUUGCCUAUUUCUUUUUGCAUCCAGCACUGUGCAUUUUUCCAUGCUCCAGGAAUAUUUUUUCCGGCUUCUCCUUCUACAAAAAUAUAUCCUUCUACAAAAUUAUAUCAUCCAAUCUGUUCUUGUAACAAAAUAAAAAAGGUUUAGCAGUAUCUGCAGAAGCAAAUUAUACAAGAUUUGUAGUUAUUUUAUUUGUUAAGACGACAAUGAAGGGCGUAUCCGUAUCCGAAUAUGUUCAUCAGAGCAUCUCCAAUGGUAAUUGUGUUGUACGACAUGGAGAAAGGAAAUUAGAAAAUUGUGUCUCCAAUGGUUAGUUUUAAUUGUGGUAUUAUUUGUGAUGUGUAAAAUUGUAAU
This is a messenger RNA of Striga asiatica, 3791 nucleotides long. NCBI's taxonomy places the organism in Eukaryota, Viridiplantae, Streptophyta, Magnoliopsida, Lamiales, Orobanchaceae. The record is from the annotation of a GenBank genome assembly.